AAUAUUCUCUCUCUCCAAUAAACACAUAAACAUUGUCAAAGCAUAAAUAAAGACUCCUCUCCUAUUAUUUGUCAAACUUCCCUACUUCUCUUUCUAAUUCUUUGUCCAUUUCUACUUCUUCUCCAUCUUCAGCCAUGUCUGAUCAAGACCAACAAAGAGAAAUCUUCUACCAUGAUCCAUUUAAUGAUGAUCAACGAACUAGUGAGACUCUUUUUUCAUUCUUUGGCCCUAAUUCCACCAUUAGAGAUGAUUCUUCACCACCAAAUAAUCAAAGAUUUCAUGACUACAUGGGUUUAACACACUUCUUAACUGGAUCUACCGACUAUAACACACCUGCAACCAGCUUUGGUUACUCAUCUUCUUCAUCACAACUACUUUUCGCUCCUGAAGGUGAUCAAAAGCCAGUGAUGGAUACCGGAAACUUGCUUGGUGUGACUGAGACUACUCCCUUUACACCCAACUCUUCUUCGGUUCGUUCAUCGUCUACUGAGGCUGCUGAGGCUGCUGAAGAUGAGCAUGAGCUUCAAGAAGGUAAGAAGGAGACACAGUCGAAAGACGUAUUGGAAAAUGAAGGAGACGGCUCUAAGAAAGUGAUUAAGCAAAAGAAGAAAGAUGAAAAGAAGAAAAGAGAGCCACGGUUCGCCUUUAUGACAAAGAGUGAUAUUGAUCAUCUUGAAGACGGAUAUCGAUGGAGGAAAUAUGGACAGAAAGCUGUCAAGAAUAGCCCUUAUCCCAGAAGCUACUAUCGAUGCACAACUCAAAAGUGCACAGUGAAGAAACGUGUGGAAAGAUCAUAUCAAGAUCCAUCAACUGUGAUAACCACUUAUGAAGGACAACACAACCACCACUUGCCAGCAACACUUAGAGGAAAUGUUGGUGGUGGAAUGUUGUACCCACCAUCAAUGAUGGCUGCACAAGGUGGAUCAAGCUUUCCUCAAGAGUUUCUUGCUCAGAUACCUAAUGGUUUCUAUAACUUCAGUGGCAGCGGUAGCCGCGGUGGCAGCGGUGGUUUGAGCUACCAGCAAAGCACCCUAACCCCAAUUCAACAGCUUCAGAAUCCUGAUUAUGGCCUUUUACAAGAUAUGGUCCCAUCCAUGACUUUUAAACAAGAGCCCUGAACUUAACCAGCCAUCCCCCCCCCCCACCCCCCCCCACCCCCUCUAGGUGGGGGAUCCCUACCGACCUUGAUACAACCUCUGACAUUUUGUUGACUUUUACAAUUCUAUUCAUGGUAGGGUGUUGUUUUUGCAUCAUACAGAGAAACCCUACUUGCUUAAGUUAUGUAAUUACACACUUAGUGCAUCUUCUAUAGACUUUAAUUAUUUCUUGGUUGAUUAUA
Helianthus annuus (common sunflower) is the source of this 1339-nucleotide messenger RNA. Its product is annotated as WRKY transcription factor 71. Gene Ontology annotation, biological process: regulation of DNA-templated transcription. Gene Ontology annotation, molecular function: sequence-specific DNA binding; DNA-binding transcription factor activity. The transcript is spliced from 3 exons. NCBI's taxonomy places the organism in Eukaryota, Viridiplantae, Streptophyta, Magnoliopsida, Asterales, Asteraceae. The record is from RefSeq and is a predicted model, not a curated record. Bases 135 to 1118 code for a protein of 327 amino acids.